UGCAAUUCGUGAGCGGUCGUUCUCUCCUCUCUCUCGCAGCAAGCAAAAGUAGAAACCAAAACUUAACAUCAAACUGUUGUGCGCGCAUGCGUCCGUCUCAGAAACAGAAGAAGAAAAACCUGCAAUCAGAACUCUCAAAUCGAAUCGUGAAAAUCCUUUUCUGCCAUACCCAAAAAUAAGCCGGACAAAGCUCAAUUGCCUUCUGCCAACUGAGCAGGAAAAACAUCAAGGAAAAUACAAAUUAAUUACCGCCCGACCGUAAUUUGUUUACGUUUUUUUUCAUCAUUUUUUUUUGCAUUGUAUUGUGUGAGUGUGAGAAGUUAAAUCGCGCUGGCCAAAAUUCCAGAUUCAAAAUUCGAAUUGGCGAAGAAGUGAAGGGUGUGACGACACGACAGACGCACACACGCACACGAACGCACUGAAAAAAGACCGGCUAAAAGGCAGACGAAAAAAAGGAGACGAGAGAGCGAGUGCUAAAUAGAAAACGCAAAAACAGGAUAAUAACUACCAAACUAAUACUAUAAAACAAGCGACUAAGUGACAUUUCGCGAAGUCUAACAACAACAACAACAGCAAUAACAACAGCAAUAACAACAGUGACACCAACAACAACAGCAGCAAAGAGCGAAAGAGCCAAAAAGCAGGAGCAAAGAAACCGCAACGUUAGUUUUUCCUCCAAAAAGAAGCCGGAAUCCGGAGACUGCCCCAAGAUUGCUCCCAUCAGCACCAUGAACGGCCAGGGCUGCGAGCUGGGCCACAGCAACGGCGACAUCAUCUCACAGAACCAACAGAAGGGAUGGUGGACCAUCGGCCUGAUCAACGGCCAGCACAAGUACAUGACCGCCGAGACCUUUGGGUUCAAGCUCAAUGCCAAUGGCGCCAGUCUGAAGAAGAAGCAGCUGUGGACGCUGGAACCCUCGAACACCGGUGAAAGUAUUAUCUACUUACGAUCUCAUCUGAACAAGUACCUUUCGGUCGAUCAGUUUGGCAACGUGCUGUGCGAGAGCGAGGAGCGGGACGCUGGCAGCCGCUUCCAGAUCAGCAUCAGCGAGGACGGCAGCGGCCGUUGGGCGCUGAAGAACGAGUCGCGCGGCUACUUCCUCGGCGGCACUCCGGACAAACUGGUCUGCACGGCCAAGACGCCCGGCGCCAGUGAGUUCUGGACGGUCCAUUUGGCGGCCCGGCCGCAGGUCAAUCUGCGUUCGAUUGGACGCAAGCGGUUUGCUCACCUUUCCGAGUCGCAGGACGAGAUCCAUGUGGACGCCAACAUUCCGUGGGGCGAGGAUACGCUCUUUACGCUGGAGUUCCGUGCCGAGGAGGGCGGUCGAUAUGCCCUGCACACGUGCAACAACAAAUAUCUGAACGCCAAUGGGAAACUGCAGGUGGUUUGCAACGAGGAUUGCCUGUUCAGCGCCGAAUAUCAUGGCGGGCACCUGGCGCUGCGCGAUCGCCAGGGUCAGUACUUGUCGCCCAUUGGCUCCAAGGCGGUACUCAAGUCCCGCUCGUCGUCGGUGACGCGGGACGAGCUGUUCUCGCUGGAGGACUCGUUGCCGCAGGCCUCGUUCAUUGCCGGCCUCAAUUUGCGCUAUGUGAGCGUUAAGCAGGGCGUCGAUGUGACGGCCAACCAGGAUGAGGUGGGCGAGAACGAGACGUUCCAGCUGGAGUACGACUGGUCGGCGCACCGUUGGGCCCUGCGCACCACCCAGGAUCGCUACUGGUGUCUGUCGGCGGGCGGCGGGAUCCAGGCCACCGGCAAUCGGCGUUGCGCCGACGCCCUCUUCGAGUUGAUCUGGCACGGCGACGGGUCGCUCUCGUUCCGUGCCAACAAUGGCAAGUUCUUGGCCACUAAGCGUUCUGGGCAUCUGUUCGCCACUUCGGAAUCCAUUGAGGAGAUAGCCAAGUUCUAUUUCUACUUGAUCAAUCGACCCAUUCUGGUACUGAAGUGUGAGCAAGGAUUUGUGGGCUAUCGCACGCCCGGCAAUCUGAAGCUGGAGUGCAACAAGGCCACCUACGAGACCAUCCUCGUGGAGCGCGCCCAAAAGGGACUGGUGCAUCUGAAGGCGCACAGCGGCAAGUACUGGCGCAUCGAGGGCGAAAGCAUCUCGGUGGACGCCGACGCGCCCAGCGAUGGAUUCUUCCUGGAGCUUCGCGAGCCGACCAGGAUCUGCAUAAGAUCGCAGCAGGGCAAGUAUCUGGGCGCUACGAAGAACGGGGCGUUCAAGCUGCUGGACGAUGGCACCGAUUCGGCCACCCAGUGGGAGUUCUAGGGCGGAACCACGCCCCCUCCCGUACGGGCUGCUGCACGCGUCAUCAGUAUCACAAUCACACACUUCCCAUCCAAGCGGGAUUCCCUAUUUAUCGAUCCGCAGCUGAAGCGCUGAGAAAAGUCGCACAAGAAUUUGAGAUCCUAAACAACAAUUGCAACAUGAACGAAAAAAAAUAAGAAAUCUUGAUAAAGAGAAGGCAAUGCGAGUGAAUGGAACAUGAAAAACAAAAACUUAUAUAUUUAUAUAUAAAGAUCUACGUAUACAUAGAAAGAGAGAUUUUUUUUAAACAACCUAUUUAGCUUUUUAUACGUUUUAUACGAUGAGAAAAUCUGAAAAAGAAGAACAACAAAUUUUUAGCGUAGACUACAAAACGAAACUUCUGUCGCGAGUCCUUCCGUUUUAUCAAAUAUAUCAGCAACUAGGCCAGCAAAAAUGAAGAAUGACAUUAUGGUUAUACAAGCACAUCAUAUAUACACCUAUAUAUACAUAUUCGAUUCGUAAAGCUUAACGGAAAAAAACCGAAAAUUAAAAAGAAAAAAAGAAAAGGGAAAUAAGAGCAAGAAAAACAUAAAUAAAUGAAAAAAAAUAAAAAUAAAUCAACACAUAUUCCUAUAAAUUUAUUUAUAUAUUUAUAUACAUAUUGAUAUGAACGAUAACACUCGGACACACACAUACACACGACCCCACACUCACACCCAAACACUCAAGCAAGCAAUUUUAAUACGCAAAACAAAAUUUAGUCACUAAGCAAACCUUUAAAAAUUAAUCUGUAAUAAACACAAAGUCAAAAAUUAAACAUCAAAUCUCUCCGUACGGCGAUUUUGCAAUGGAAUCAACUCCACUAUAUCUAACAUAU
Drosophila rhopaloa is the source of this 3123-nucleotide messenger RNA. RefSeq names its product protein singed (gene singed). The record is from RefSeq and is a predicted model, not a curated record. Gene Ontology annotation, cellular component: actin cytoskeleton; cytoplasm. Gene Ontology annotation, biological process: establishment or maintenance of cell polarity; cell migration; actin filament bundle assembly. NCBI's taxonomy places the organism in Eukaryota, Metazoa, Arthropoda, Insecta, Diptera, Drosophilidae. Gene Ontology annotation, molecular function: protein-macromolecule adaptor activity; actin filament binding. Bases 729 to 2267 code for a protein of 512 amino acids. The transcript has 6 exons.